UGCGGCCCCGCCGCCGCUGCCGCCGUCGGGGUGCUCCGCGCUGCCUCCGCCACCGCCGCCCCGCUAUAAGUGCGGGCGAGGGGCGCGGCGGCGGCCGAAGAUGCGCUGGCAGCCGGGGCUGCGCGGCGCCCCGCCGCGGCCGCCCUGCGCGGAGGAGAGGAGGAAGAAGAAGAAGGAGGAAGAAGAGGAAGGGGGAGGCGGCGGUGGCGGCGCAGGGCGGCCGCGGCCAUGAGCUGCUCGGACGUGGCCAUGCAGCAGGCCGCCUCGGCGGCGUGCGGGGCCACCCGCUGUCUGGCCGCGCCCGCGGCGGGCUGCCCGCAGAAGAAGUUAGCUGUAUACAACAAGAUGCAGGAGUCUCUGGAAGUGACCCUUCCCAGCAAGCAAGAGGAGGAUGAGAAAGAACAGCCUGCCGAAAUGGAGUACCUUAACUCUCGCUGCGUCCUUUUCACUUACUUCCAGGGAGACAUUGGUUCAGUUGUGGAUGAACACUUUUCAAGAGCUUUGAGCCAAGCCAGUAGCUUCAGUCCAGAAACUGCCCUUACCAAGAGCAAGGCAGGGCUAAGUCCUCUGUGGAGAGAAAGCUCAACAAUUUCAAGCCAAAGGAGCAGUUUCCCAACUUCAUUUUGGACCAGCUCUUAUCAGCCUCCACCUCCACCAUGCUUAAGUGGAGUACAACACGAUUUCCCUGUUACUGCACCAGGCACCUUCCCAGCACCAGAUCCCAGCAGCUGGCCAGGACAUGGCCUUCAUCAGACUGCCCCACCUCCUCCCCCUGCUGCCUCUGAAUCCUGGCAUUAUCCUUUAGCAUCUCAGGUGAGCCCUUCGUAUGCACACAUGCAUGAUGUGUACAUGCAUCGCCAUCACCCUCAUCCACACAUGCACCAUCACCAUCCCAGCUCACACCGUGACCCCCGCUACGGGUCCCUGCUGAUGCCUUCAGUCCGUGCAGCCAGGAUUCCUGCUCCCGAGUGUGACGUGACAAAGACAGAUCCAGCUGCUGUCACCAGCGCUACCUCAGCAUGGGCUGGAGCCUUUCAUGGAACGGUUGACAUUGUGCCAAGUUUUGGGUUUGACACAGGUCUACAGCAUCAGGACAAGAACAAGGAAACUUCUUGGUUCUGAAGUUCAGAUGAAUUAAGACCAGCUAGAGCUGGAGUCAGCGCAGCUGGGCGGGUGAUAUAACAGUUGUUGACUCCUCCAUGGGGCAAAGGACACACAUGAAGAUGAAGAGCCAACCGUUCUGGUUUUGCUAUUGAGCCUUUUGUUUGUAAGGCCAUUUAUGGGUCCCACAGUGUUGGAAAAAAACAAAACCCUAACUUUUCUUUCUUUCCUCAUCUGAGCCUGCUGCAGCUGGGCAACCUAACUCCUUUCUGCUCCUUUAACAGUGUUUUGUUUCGUUCAGCUCGAUAUUUUUAUGAACAGUCUCAGUUGUCAGGAAAGAGACUCUCCGUUGUCUACAGUGCGCCUCUUUUCAGGAAUACAGUAUUUUGUAGCUGUUUGUGCAUCUAUUUUUGUAGAAAUACAGAAAGUUUGGGUAAGGAUCGAUGGGCUAUUUUAGGAUGACAUAUUUUUUUAAAAAAAAUUGUAAAAUUGUUAAGUUCUGUUUAAAGAACUUGCUCUCAGAGAAGCACUGGCAAAAAAAAUGUAUAAAAUGCUAUUUUUAGAUGUCUGUGAUGUGUUUGUGCAUUUUGGGUUUUUUUGUUUGUUACCUCAAAUGUCUGUCUAUCCUUUCUUUUUAAAGGCCUAAACCUUCUUUCCACAUUUCUAGAUUUUGAUGUUUUUGUCCUAUUGUUCUAGCUUAAGCAAAUAUAAGUCGCACCUAAAGUUUCAGCCAAAUAUUUUUCCUGGAGUUAGAUUAUAGUAAGGGUGUUUUUAUUCUCUUGCUUCUAGAGGUGGCUUUGUGCUGUGCUGAUUGUCAGAAACUUGCAAACACCUUUAGCAUGGGGCAAAGCUUGGGGUUAUAGGCACUGUAUUUCCAACCCAUCCAUUCUUUCAAAAUGGACCAAAUACUGUUACGGAUUUAAAUCAGAAUUGAGUUUGGGCCUCAUCUAUGGUCCAUUGAAGCUGUUCCAUUGAACACAGUAGCCUGUGGGUUAUGUUUCAAGCCCUCAUAGUGCUCAUGAAUAUCAGUGUACUCAUAUUUUAGCUCAAGAGGUAGGACUUUCAGCUAAGCCAUUUCAAGGGUGGUAACUUCUAACGUCAAUAUUCAGGAAAGAAAUGUCAGUUUUAAAAAGCAUGUGACUUGUGGAAACAGAAUGUUUCCAACUGGCCUCAUCUGUCUGCUGAGCACCUCAAGGGAAGCACUGAAACUUUCAACUCCUGUUGACAUCAAAAACUGUUUGUCUAACCUAAGACUUGCUGUGAGCCUUAUGAGACCCCAGCUGCAGCUCUUGAAUUUUUUGAGAACUUGCAUGUUUUCAGCAUGCACAAAUUCAGGCUUGUCUGCUGUCUGUACUUGGAAAUUACAUGGCCAUGUCUAACUACAGUGCUCUGCAAGGUGUUUUGGAAACCCCGUUUCUGGCCUGGGCCUUGGGUUUCACUUGCAUAAGUAAGGUCUUCAGUUGAAGCCACGGUGAGCAUGAUCCAGCCCUGAAUAAGAGCUACAAGAUUAGCCUUGACAGCCCCAGACCCGCGGUGUGCUGGAGGUGGCUCAGCCUCCAUCCCCAGUCCUUAGCGACUCCUGCGCGUGCCAGCACGCGCUUAGGUGGGACCAAGAGCAGGACUGGGGCCUGGAUUGCCAGAUCCUAGCUACUGCUUGGAGAUGUUGCCUUUGUGCUCCGUAUACCCAGGGUACUCCUGUAAUAUCUCCUAAGGCUCUUAUAAACUAUUAUAUUUCUGUUACCACUGUUUUCAGACAUCCUUGUCAGAAAGACAAACCAGUUAAAUGGAAACCAAGACAUAAGCACAUGACUGAGAUAAGAGUUUUAAUUUUCAGGCAGCAAGCUUUGUAAAUGUAGGUUUGUCAGGUGGAGACCACAUGGAUCUGUGUGUGAAAGGGGAGAGGAAGUGUUGGGAUGUGUAUGCCACUCCAAGAUUCAGGCCUCCUUCCCUGCACUGCUGCUUCCCUCCAAGCUUUUUGAACUUGAUCCUGUGAGGUGUUGAGUGUUCCACCUUGCCACGUAAGAGGGCUUGACAUGCUGGCACUGGAGGCUUUAGGAUUAUGUCACAAUUUGGCAAGACCCUGAAGUAUGUACCUUGCUGAUUUGAUGGUUGAGACAGUGUAUAAGUGCUGACUGGACUAUACUUAAAUAUUACUUUAAAAUAGUAGGGAUGUAGUUUCUGUUAGAUGCUGUAUUAAUUGUGUUGGGUUUGGGUGUUUUCUUUCCCUCAUCUUUAUAGUCCAUCAGCAUUUCUUUCUCUUAAUAAAUUUCACUCUCAUGACAACUCUCUGUAUAAUUGUUGCUCUGGUGGAGCUAGCUCCUCAAUUUGUUAACGAAUUCAUAAUGCAAUUGGAAAACUGUAUGGGAGGCAUCACAGUAAUAGCUGCCAUGGUUCACUUUUUUGUCAGGACAGUAUAGUCCAGGAAAUAUCUCAAGAAUAAGAGUUGCGACUUAGGAAUUCUGACAGUAUUAGAAAUACUGGGAGGAAAAAAUCCAAUUUUUUAAUUUUUUUUUUCCUUUUUUUUUUUUUUCUGGGCUUGGCAAAGCUGGAAGGCAAAGAGGCAAAGUAUCCUCUUUGGACUUCAGGCCUGAAGAGUUUUGGUGGUGGUGGAAGCAAAAGGAAAGGCAUAGUGUGAUUGACUUCCUGAAAUAAAGUCUAUCAAGAGAAGUCAGCUCAUUGCCUUCCUCUUUGCAAGUUCAGAUGACGAUGGACCUCCUCCUGUUCCCCAUAGAUGUCAAAGCAGAAUGGGGCAGGAAAAAACAGGCCCACAGAUUGCACUGGAAUCCCUUUCUGGAUUGUUUUAUUGAGUUUAUGGGUAGUGGGGAUGAAUAUGUCGUGAAGCUAUUGCCUCUUCCACCUCAAGGACUACUACUAUGUGCCCAGUUUCCACUGCUGAAUCUGUGAGUGUACUGAAGGAACUCCUUUUGCUCUGCAGGCUCUGAAAGACAAGUGCCAAUAAAAACCUACUAUUGUCUGUAGCAAUUCAUGCACCAGUCAGUUGAAAGUGAAAUAAAUUGUUUUCCUCAGUCACUAACUGUCCCCUGACAAGUGAGUUGAAAGUAAAACCAUAAAUGCAUAGCAGUAGCCCUACUUCUAUGGUCUCCAGUUUGAAGGAUGGGAAAGAAAAAAGCCUUCCUUUUGACAAACUUUUAAGUUAAACGCACCGGAUUUACUUCUCUCUUUCUCUCCCUCAUACACGCACACUUAUACACACGCACAAAUGUGCUUAUGAGAAGCAGAUGCUAUGAUGGUUUUGUUCUUGAAAGAGGAGGAGAGCACGUGCUCGCAACAUUGCAGUUACAGAGAAUUGAUGGCAGUGAAAAAGAAACAAUAAUGUUAAGACUGCUCAUGUUUCCAUGAUAGGAAAAAAGGCCCUUAAAAUCAGGUCACAGAUAUAAGUUAUGUAUCUUAAUGUAUUACUAAAGGACUUGUUUCAUUCUUUUAAUGUGAAUUCUGAUGCUGUUCUAAGAAAGUGGAUGAUUCAUUUUGCAAAGGCUUAUAAAAUAUGAUGUACUCUGUCACAAUUUCUGGGAGAACAUAGGGAAAUUAUUGUUUUGUUUCAAGAAAAUUUACAUGCUAAACUCCUAAAAGUUGUCCAGGAUUUUAUUUUAUUCCUAUUAAUGUUGAGGAAACUGCUGUCAGUUUUUGUGUCUUCAUUCGAAGACUUGGGAGGAUUCAAGCUGUCCAUGUUCUGAAAAGCAGAUACCAGUUUGUUUCAGAUGGGCAUUUCCAUCCCAACAAGAUGAGGGAAUAGUGCAGCUACUGACUGCCCUUAUUUGCUUUCUAGAGAGCUGAAUAAUCUAUGUUUGGCUAUUGCAAAAUGCACUUUGUUCUGAUCCCUGUCCUCACCAGACGCACAAAUUCAGUUAUCGGUUUAUCUGAUACCUUUUUUGUAGUGUGAAGACCUUCAGUGAAUGGCUGUUUUCUCUCAGCUGUCUACUUCUGCCUCAAAACAUGCUUUUGAGGAUGACUCUUUCACCGCAGCUUUCAGAGAGAGCAGAGGUUCUGGGAGGGUGGUGUUGCGUUCCCCCCUACCUGCACUUAGGAUGGACUUGACUGCACCCAGCCUUUCUGCUUCUGCGCUACUGUGUUUGUCUUGCUCUCCUCCUGCCACAAUUCCUUAUGCGUAUGUAUGUAUAUUUAUAUAUAUAUAUACACACAUACAGCUAUGCCCGGCUCCCUCUUCCACCCUCAUGCUUCAAAUGCAUGUCCUUUGGAAAUGACAUCACUAAAUCUCAUCUGAGACUGAGAAAAUGAAGGCGUUUUGUUACGUUAUCUGUUAACUCAGGAGUGAAUGGAAUUUUGCCAUACUUGUAAAAACCAAAACCAAAUAACAACAAAACCCAAUAAAAAAAGACCCCUUUCAAAACCUCUGAUUUGUUGUGUCUAUAAAGAUGACCAUGGAGUCAGCAGAGUUAUGUAGAGAGAUGCAAUAUAUUGCCUUUCAAGAGACAAGCUAUCUUUUUUAAUAUGAAUCUUUCAGGUACAAGCUUUUUCUCCAUAUCAAUGGACCAGCAACAUAUAUUUCUUAUAAAUUAUUUAGAAAUGUAGGUACUUUUUCAAAUUCACUUCUUGGCUUUGCUCUGUCAGCCUUUGAGCUUUUAAAGGGUAUUUGGAUGAUAAAUACUGUUUGUGUGUGGAUUUUUAGAAAUGCUGAUGCAUGUUGUUUUUAACUGAAAUCUCAUGUAAAGCAGGAAGAUAUUUAAAAAUAAAUACUGUUUUUACCUAUUAGCCCUGUGGGCACAAUCUGACAGUAGUGAUGCAGGAAGAUGUCCCCUUAAAGACUAAGGGACUUUUGCCUGAGCAACGUCAAAAUUUAAUCCCUGUGACAGGAGAGGUGGGAGCAGUCUUCUUGCAAAGUCUGAGCAGAGAUGAUCCUCUCCAGCAUUGUAUGUAGAUGGUUGGGCAGCCACUGCAAAACAUACUAAAAUUAGACUGUGUUGGCAGGUUUGUACUUAUGGGAUGAACUGGUUACUGAGGGGAAUUAGAGAUGUCCCUUGAAACCUGUGUUUUAGCUGUCCUUGAUCUGCGCAAUGUGCAUGACCCUCUCCCUGUGCAUGCUCUGCAGUUUCCAUGAUUCUACAGUGGGACCUGUGAAAGCUGGGCUGGAGUUCCCUAUGAAAUGCGGGAUUUUUUUUAGCUCCCAAUAAAGACAGUUUAGGGAUGGGAGUAAUUAAAACAUCACAGUUAUUUCAUGCACCUGCUCAAAGGCUCAAGCUUUCAGGAUGUAUCAGCUGCGCAUUACUGAUGAUAACCAUUUACAUUCACAUAUGGGAGCCCAAAUGCUGCUUCCUUCCCUUAGUGUCUUUGGAAAUCUUUGAUGACAUUGGGAUCAUUGGGACCAGACUCAAACACCUAAACUGCAGCCCAGUGUUGGCUGGCACAGUGUGGUGGCUUGAGGUUUGGUUCAACAUUGGUGGACAUCAGUUGGAAUCAGUGUUGAUUCCAAUGAGCUUAGGCUCAGGUAACUAGUACCUAUAGACAGCUAAUAUUUAUAGCAGUUGAGGUUUACAGUAAUCUAGUAAAGUAUCCACAGAACUAUGCUGCACUUUCCCUGCUAGCUGUUUGUAGCUGUUGUUUAAAACCAUCAGUCAAAUCAGGGUCCUUCUCCUCCCCCAUACCUGUUCUCCAACCCUGCUUCCCUCAAAACUCCAUUGAACUCAUUUGUCCCUCUCAUCAAAACUGAUGAGGGGGCUUUGUAUAAAAAAAAGUCACUGUUUUAAUUGCUGAAUAAAUAAUUUAAUGUGAAUUUUAUUGUUAUAUUUUUAUGUAGCAUUUUUGGUUUGGUCUGUAUUUCUGAAAAAUUAGCUAAUGCUUUCUUUUAUUAUGCAACUGAAGAACUUAUAAAUCUCUUUGUAAAUUACAA
This is a messenger RNA of Pezoporus occidentalis (night parrot), 6967 nucleotides long. It is a transcript of the gene VGLL3, whose product is annotated as vestigial like family member 3. The coding region runs from base 229 to 1122 and encodes 297 amino acids. The record is from RefSeq and is a predicted model, not a curated record. Gene Ontology annotation, biological process: regulation of transcription by RNA polymerase II. Lineage: Eukaryota; Metazoa; Chordata; Aves; Psittaciformes; Psittacidae. Gene Ontology annotation, cellular component: nucleus. The transcript is spliced from 4 exons.